Cheilinus undulatus (humphead wrasse) is the source of this 2542-nucleotide messenger RNA. It is a transcript of the gene igf2bp1, whose product is annotated as insulin-like growth factor 2 mRNA binding protein 1. Gene Ontology annotation, molecular function: mRNA 3'-UTR binding. The transcript is spliced from 15 exons. Gene Ontology annotation, biological process: nervous system development; regulation of gene expression. Gene Ontology annotation, cellular component: cytosol; nucleus; cytoplasm. The record is from RefSeq and is a predicted model, not a curated record. Lineage: Eukaryota; Metazoa; Chordata; Actinopteri; Labriformes; Labridae. The coding region runs from base 481 to 2298 and encodes 605 amino acids.
CUAGAGAGAGAGGCGGAGAGAGAGGAAAACAUUUUCCCGACCUGAUCCCGCCAUAGUUUUUCCCACUCUUCCACCACAGACCAUCACCAAAUCCACCAGUCCACCUCCUCCUCCUCCCCGCUGCUAUAGGCUGCUACAGGCUGCUGCUGCUGCUUUACUCUGCUGGAGCCGCUGCAACUCCACGGAUCCUCCUGCUGCUCCACUCAUACAACUGGAUUAAUUCAACCACCACAUCCGUUAGCACACUUUCAAACCCCUUUAGAUUUUUAUUUAAGUUUGCAGGCGAGAUUUUGCUUUUUUUCGUUUUGCAUUCUGCCCUUUUUUUUCUUUAUUUUCUGGCGUGAUUUCCACUUUCAGCGAGUGUGACAAGUGUGUCAAUAUCUUGUUGCGCUAUCGGCGAAUUCACGCAGAAACUUUUUGCUGAGAUCUUCUGGACUUUUGUGUUUUUCUUUUCGUUUUUUUGGACUAAACAGUUUCAACAUGCACAAGCUGUACAUUGGGAAUCUAGGCGACAGCGUGACUGCCGAGGACUUAGGAAAAACCUUUGACGACCACAAGAUCCCCUACUCCGGACAGUUUCUCAUGAAAACCGGCUAUGCAUUUGUGGACUGUCCGGACGAUCAGUGGGCCAUGAAGGCCAUCGAAACGUUUUCUGGUAAAGUGGAGCUUCAAGGGAAACGUAUUGAGGUCGAACACUCCGUCCCCAAGAAGCAAAGGACCAGGAAACUUCAGAUCAGAAACAUCCCCCCUCACCUGCAGUGGGAGGUGUUGGACGGCCUGCUGGCUCAGUGUGGAACCGUAGAGAACUGUGAACAAGUGAACACAGACAGUGAGACUGCAGUGGUGAACGUCACAUAUGCAUCCAGGGAGCACGCCAGACAAGCGAUCCAGAAGCUCAAUGGUUACCAGUUUGAGAACAAUGCCCUGCGAGUCUCCUACAUACCUGAUGAGAACUCUGAGCUGGAGGGGGGUCAGCGAGGGCCCGACAAUGGCCGGCGUGCAGGCUAUGGGCCCCGAGGAGGCCCCAGAGGAGGCUCUCCGAGCUCCGGCAUGCCCCCGAAACCUCCACACGCUGACAUCCCACUGAGACUGCUGGUGCCAACGCAGUACGUCGGAGCCAUCAUCGGGAAGGAGGGCGCCACCAUCAGGAACAUCACCAAACAGACACAGAGCAAGAUCGAUGUUCAUCGUAAGGAGAACGCAGGAGCUGCAGAAAAGCCAAUCAGCAUCCACUCCACCCCCGAGGGCUGCUCCUCCGCCUGCCGUAUGAUCCUGGAAAUCAUGCACCAGGAGGCCAAAGACACCAAGACGGCUGAUGAGGUUCCUCUGAAGAUUCUGGCUCACAACAACUUCGUGGGACGUCUGAUCGGGAAGGAGGGACGCAACCUGAAAAAAGUCGAACAGGACACGGACACCAAGAUCACCAUCUCACCUCUGCAGGACCUGACGCUGUACAACCCGGAGAGAACCAUCACUGUGAAAGGAUCCAUCGAGGCGUGCUGUCGGGCCGAGAUUGAGGUGAUGAAGAAGGUCAGAGAGGCGUACGAGAACGACAUUGCCGCCAUGAAUCAACAGACUCACCUAAUUCCCGGCCUGAACCUCGGAGCACUCGGCCUCUUCCCCUCCUCCGCCAACAUGCCCCCUCCACCUCCUGGAAAUGCAACUUCUGGUGCCCCCUAUGGGUGCUUUGGGACUCCGGAGCAGGAGACGGUCCACGUUUACAUCCCGGCUCAGGCGGUCGGAGCGAUCAUCGGAAAGAAAGGACAGCACAUCAAACAGCUGAGCCGCUUCGCAGGGGCCUCCAUCAAGAUCGCCCCGGCUGAAAGUCCAGACAGUAAAAUGAGGAUGGUGAUUGUGACGGGACCCCCUGAGGCUCAAUUUAAGGCUCAAGGCCGAAUCUACGGCAAGCUGAAGGAGGAGAACUUCUUCGGACCAAAGGAGGAAGUCAAACUGGAGACUCACAUCAAGAUGGCUGCCGCCGCCGCAGGAAGAGUCAUCGGAAAGGGAGGGAAGACGGUGAAUGAGCUGCAGAACCUGACGGCAGCUGAGGUGGUCGUCCCCCGAGAACAGACACCUGAUGAGAACGACCAGGUCAUCGUUAAGAUUAACGGACAUUUCUAUGCCAGCCAGCUGGCUCAGAGGAAGAUCCGGGACAUCCUGACGCAGGUCAAAUACCCACAGAAAGGCGGGAUGGGGAUGAGCCCCGGCCCCGGCUCCGGCCCUAGCCCCGGGGGCUUCACAGAGAUGGGUAGCCCCACGCAGGGACUCAGUCAAGACCACCAGCCCCGCAGGAAGUGAGAGACCCCGCCUCCUCUGACACGCCACGGGGCACGACGGACAGACAGAUAGACAAACACAUGCACGGACGGAUAGACCAACGGACGGACGGAUAAAAGAGAGCGACACACGGACCCAGCGGUAGACAGGGAGAGAUAUAAAGAGGGAGGGAGUACGCCCGGUCGGCGUUUAGAGAGAAACAGAGAAGAAGAAUAAAAUCAAAAAGAUGAAAUGAAUAAAAAAAGAGAACAGACACCAGAUGCCA